This is a messenger RNA of Miscanthus lutarioriparius, 300 nucleotides long. The record is from the annotation of a GenBank genome assembly. NCBI's taxonomy places the organism in Eukaryota, Viridiplantae, Streptophyta, Magnoliopsida, Poales, Poaceae.
AUGGGACACUCCAACGUGUGGAACUCGCACCCCAAGAACUACGGCCCUGGAUCCAGGGUUUGCCGUGUGUGCGCCAACCCCCACGGCCUCAUCCGGAAGUACGGGCUCAUGUGCUGCAGGCAGUGCUUCCGCAGCAACGCCAAGGACAUCGGCUUCAUCAAGCGAUGUAAAGCAAUUAUAGUUAAGGCAUACAGUUGUUUCGAUUUUGAGGCUCACAAUGUGCAUUCUUAUUAUGCAGUACCGCUGAAACUUGAGGAGCUCCAAAGCAUGAGAAGAAUGGAGGCAUGGAUGGGAACCUGA